Dictyostelium purpureum is the source of this 609-nucleotide messenger RNA. RefSeq lists its product as uncharacterized. Gene Ontology annotation, cellular component: kinetochore; nucleoplasm; cytoplasm. Lineage: Eukaryota; Evosea; Eumycetozoa; Dictyosteliales; Dictyosteliaceae. Gene Ontology annotation, biological process: mitotic spindle assembly checkpoint signaling. The record is from RefSeq and is a predicted model, not a curated record. The coding region runs from base 1 to 609 and encodes 202 amino acids. The transcript has 4 exons.
AUGCAAGCUGUAGCAAAUAAAUCAAAUAUUACAUUAAAAGGGUCAACAGAUAUCGUAACAGAGUUUUUUGCAUACAGUAUAAAUACAAUUUUAUUUCAAAGAGGAUUAUACCCACCAGAAUCAUUCACUAGAAUUGCAAAAUAUGGAUUACCAAUUCUAGUUACUACAGAUGAAACAUUAAAAAAUUAUAUUGAAAAUGUAUUAAAACAAUUAUCAGAGUGGUUAUUAUCAGGUGAUAUUCAAAAAUUAGUUUUGGUAAUCACAGAUAUAGUCACAAAAGAAGUUUUAGAAAGAUGGGUAUUCGAUGUUGUUACCGAUUUACCAAAGGAUGGAGAAGCACCAAGAAAAAAACCAGAAAAAGAAAUUAUGAGCGAAAUUCAAGCAAUUAUAAGACAAAUUACAGCAAGUGUAACCUUUUUACCAUUAUUACCAAAUGCAUGCACAUUUGAUUUAUUGGUUUAUACUAAAAAAGAUUUACAUGUACCACAAGAAUGGGAAGUAUCAGAUCCAAGAUUAAUCACAAAUUCACAACAUGUUAAACUCAGAUCAUUUACAACCUCUAUUCACAAAGUUGAAAGUAUGGUUUCAUAUAAAAUCUCAAGUGAUUAA